Rhododendron vialii is the source of this 722-nucleotide messenger RNA. RefSeq lists its product as uncharacterized. The record is from RefSeq and is a predicted model, not a curated record. The transcript is spliced from 4 exons. Bases 86 to 436 code for a protein of 116 amino acids. NCBI's taxonomy places the organism in Eukaryota, Viridiplantae, Streptophyta, Magnoliopsida, Ericales, Ericaceae.
AAGUCUCCCAAACAUAUUUCCCACAUGCAAUUUAGGGGAGGGGGCACAGCUGGCGCGCCAUUGUUGCCAAUUGGAGUACAACUGAAUGGGUGAAUUCCAAGAACAAGUGCCCGGAUCUACUCCGCCGCCGCCUCUGCCGCAGUCGUCAGUCGACGCCACCCCUCCAAUACCGCCUCCACCACUACGUGACGAUCCUCCACCUCCUCCUCAUCCGCCACCACCCCGAUUCGAUCCCAGCCGCAUGAUUGGUAUCAUUAGAAGGAAGUCCUUGAUUAAAGAAUUGGCUGCUGUAUACCAUGCUGAGUGCCUUGCAUACUGUCAAGAACUUUUGGAACUUCAAAGAAAGCGCGAAGAGCCAUAUACAGACAUAAAAACUCCAGAGAAUUCAAGGAAAGAAAUAACGAGGCCAGCCAAACGUCUGAAGAAAUCUCGCUAAGCAUCAACGUGGAUGGCUGCCGCAGGUUGUAGAGUUCAAACACAAAUGAAAGCUGGGAACCCAGUUAUUCAGCUUUUUUCUCCAGAAUGUUUAAUGAAAGAGGAGACAUCAAAAUCCCUAUCUAUUCGUAAAAACCAUCGAGAGUGACAUGUGGAGAGCAAUGGAUUAUUAUCAACAACAAUUCUGUUGGUUGAUUAUCGUCUUUUGUAUAUAUCUAAUUGGUAUACUUGUGUGAUCAUCAACUGUGAUACCUGUAACCUAAUGAAAUGUAAAAUUGGGUCUCAAA